Molecule: messenger RNA, 6068 nt
Organism: Amoebophrya sp. A120
Lineage: Eukaryota; Dinophyceae; Syndiniales; Amoebophryaceae
Source: the annotation of a GenBank genome assembly
UUUCUAUCGUCCAACAGAAGAUUCUUUUUCGUUUCGUCAUAACUGACUGUCCGCACUUUCGCUGCUUUUGUUCCGACGGGCAUUUUACGAAUAGAAAAAUAUGCAAAAAAUCUCUUCAGGUGUUGCAUCUUCCCCCCAUGACGCCAUGUGAAUCAUAAUUCUAUGCUCACCCACAUUUCUAAUUGCUAUAUUUGGUUCCCAGACCAUUUAUUUUUAUAUUGUUUUUCGACCGAAGUAUAAGUAAGAACUCAAUUGCAGAAGGAAGAGCAAAUAAAACGCGCGGCUACAACCGAUGGAAUGCGCUGCAUCUACCGUUUUAUUUAGCACGAUUACGACCCAGUAGUUGUAAGCGGCAGAUACAACUCCGGCAAGAAACAAAGAGAAGCCCCCGAGGAUGGCGGUCAAGGACAGUCCGUCGUCCAUCUACGUGGCGAUCCGAGUGCGGCCGUUUGUGCCCCGCGAGAAGAAGGCCAAGGAGGGCACCUGCCUGGAGUGCCGGCACCCGGAAAUCAAGCUGAUCAACACCACCUCGGGUUCGGUGCAGAGCUUCGAGCUCGAUGAGAUUUGGGACAGCAGCUGCGACCCGACCUCGCCGCUCUUCUUCGACCAGGAGAAGGUCUACAGAAAGAUGGGAAUGCACAUCCUCGGCGAGCUCCGGGACGGCUACAACUGCGCGCUCUUCGCCUACGGGCAGACCGGGUCGGGCAAAACCACCUCAAUUAUGGGGGACAUGAACCCGGAGAAGGAGCGCGGCAUUUUGCCACGCCUGCUCUACGACCUGUUUGCCUUCUACGACGGGAAGCAGAAGCUGGGAUGGAAGGUUAUGACCUGCUCAAAUGUUACAAUUUCAAACGUUAAAAUAGAAUCUGGGUUUUGUGUUGCAUGAUAAGCAUGACAGACUCGGACAGCAUCCCAGUUUGUGCAAUACAAAUUUCGCGAGAUUGUAGUGCGGAUGGGGGCUCCAGAACUUGUCAUGCGCAAUCCUAUGAGAGUUGGCUAGAUAAUGCACUUGUUGCAAGACAAAUUCCAGAUUCUAUUGUAACGCUUGAGAUUGUAAAAACACCUGAGCAGGUUAUAAAGGUGGACGUCCGGGUGCGCAUGCUGGAAAUCUACAACGAGCGAAUCCAGGACCUGCUCCGCCCGUCCAACGAGAAGGUCAGCAAGAAGCUGGACGUGCGGAUGCACCCGAAGCUGGGGGUGUACGUGCCGGACCUGACGAUAAACGCGGUCGAGUCGGCGGAGGACUGCAUCCACCUGCUGGAGUACGGGGUCACCAUGAAAACCGUGGCCGCCACGCAGAUGAACGCGCAGAGCUCGCGCGCGCACACCAUUUUCGCCAUGAAAAUCGAAAAAGACAUCAAGGAGGGCUACGGGGAGAGACACGAGUCGUCGGAGCUCUUCAUCGUGGAUCUCGCGGGCCGAGAAAACGAGCGAACCACCCUAGCAACCGGGGAGCGACUGGUGGAGCUCAGUUUCAUCAACAAGUCCCUGUUCCACCUUGCGAACUGCAUCCACGCGCUCGGAAGCGCUCAGCAAGCGUCCUCGGCAUGUACAAGUUGUUUUUUACUUAUUCAAACAUGACUAAUUCUAAUUUCUGCCUGAUCAUGAAUUGCACAUGCGCAUGCGCUUGAGAUAAAAAAUUUGAACGCCGAUGGUGCACCAGCAGUAGAAGGAUGAGUAGUACACAUAGCAAUCACCGUAGAAGUAGUAGUUUUUCACAAUCACACCAUGAGAUACAAGUGAUUAGCUGUUCCAUCUGCAGAUCGCAACACGGACGUGAGCCUGUUGUAUGCUUGCAAAGAAAUCCAAACUUUCUUCCUUUUCUUGACGUACGUCAAACUAUCGAGAGUCAAAGGUAUGAUCUAUCCAAAACAGCCGGGAAGUCCACGAAGCCCGGCGGGCAGCACGCCAAAGUCGCAAGCACGCAGCGUGACAUAUCCCAGGCGAAUUUUCGCAACAGCAAGCUCACAUUGUUGCUCUCCGAGGCGCUCUCCGGAAACAGCAAGACGUACAUGAUCGGCACGCUCUCGCCCGCGGUCUCGGCCUUUGAGGAGAACCAGGUCACGCUCCGGUUCGCCGCCACCGUGAAGAACAUUAAGCUGAAGGCCUCGAAGAUCGAGGCGUCUAAGACGGACCAGGUGUCCGCGCUGAACGACGAGCUGAUCCGGCUCCGCGAGCAGCUCGCGAACGCGCCCGCGGGCGGCAAGGUAGACGGCGAGCUCCGCGAGCAGCUGGACGCGACCAACGCGGCGCUGGCGGAAAAGCAGCGGUCCUGGGAGGACGCGAAGAAGGAGGCGGAGCGCAACGCGGAGGACCGCAACAAGAUGCUGAAGAAGCUCGGCGUCCAGAAGAUGAAGUACCAGCAGCAACUGGACCGGAUGAAGGAGAAGUACGCCAAACCCCUGCCCUACAUCAGCAACGAGGCCGCGGACCCGCACCUGAGUGGCCGGAUCGAGUACAGCUUCGACUUGAAGCGGGCCAAGAACCAGCUGAAGGGCUCGUGGUUCUUCGGGUCGGAUUACGACGCGCUGGUGAAGACCGCGAAGGAGUUCGACAUCGCGCCGGAGGCGAAGCUGGCGCGCAGCAGCGACCGGUCGAGCGCGGGCGGCGAGGAGGUGGACAACUGCGUGGAGAUUUCGGGGCUGGGCAUCUCCGCGAAGCUGUGCCGGUUUGACGUGACGGGCACCCCCCCGGCAUCCAAAUCGAAGGAGACAUCAAACCGCAACGAGUUGGAGAACUCGGACCUCGACGACAAAACCGGGACCACGACCACGACCGGCAGCCGGUUCGGCGGCCGCGCGUACCCGAGCGCGCUGGAGGUGGACGAGGUGGCUAUAAUGGAGAAGCCAGAGGACAUCCGGGGGUCCUUCAGCCUGCAGAAACAGGAGUCCCACACACUGACCGUGACGCGGCUGAGCAGCGACGGGCAGGUGAUGGUGAACAACGAAACCUUGGAGGUCGGCAAGCCCCACGCGCUGCUGCAGGGCGACAAGGUGAUCCUCGGCCGGGCGUACAUCUUCCGGUGCUACGUGGACUCCGCCGAGGACGACAAGGAGCUGCACGAGCGCGGGUCCACGGGGCUGGUCACGCCCCGGCAUAGGCGCAGCAAGUACAACUCACAGGCCUCGCUGGAAAAAUGCAUCCGGGACCUGCUUAUCAGCUGCAAAAAUGUCUGGGUCUGGAAGGAUGCAACUUGUGAUGCGCAUUUCAGAACACAGAAAAAUCUCUCAUGCAUAGGUAGCAAAAGCUGCCCACUUUCUGUCACCAAAGUGGGGGAUUUGUCAUGCGGAUCCGGCAUUGCGGAAGCUUCUCGAAACCUGUGAUGCUAGAGCUUCCACGCCAGACCUUCUGCGUCAUGCAAAAACAGCAUGACUCUUCCAGACCCAGACACUUUUGCAUUUGAUACUGCUCGGGGGCGAGACCCUGGCGGACAACACCGAAAUCUUUCUCGCCAAGAGCUACCUGGCCCAGCUGCGGUCGUUGUCGAUUGACAACGAGCCGCGGGUGUAUUCCUUUUUGUACGAGGCGAAGAAGACCAAGCACUUGGUGGACGAGGCCAACGAGAUCACGACCGCGGUGCGGCCGCAGGACAACCUGAAGUUCGAGCUAGACACGAGCAGUCCCCUGCUUUUUACAGGGUACGCCACCUCGCACUACAUGCCGCAGCUGAUGGUGCGGGUGGUCCGCAUGCUCACGCCGGCGCAGAAGAAGUGGGGGGCCAUCCGGCACCGGAUACACUUCGCGAAGGGGCACAUUCUGCAGCAGUCGCACCUCCAGGAGUACGACGAGGAGAUCCACAAGCACCCGGAGAACCACCCGGUUCAGGACUGCGAGGUGCUGUUCGUUUGGUCGAUCACGAAAUUUUUGGGCCGGUUUAUGGAUGUGUCAGAGUUGAAAUCGACAAAGUUGAAAUAAUUUGUUAUGCAUAAAAUGGAUGCCAGUUGGAACCCAGUUUCCAAGUGGCGCAUGACAAAUUUCGGUCGCGGGGCAUGUUCGGGUGUUCCGGGCAGUGCAUUGUGCACCCCUCGGACCCCGCACCCCCCGGGCUUUAGCUGCGCAGUCUGUUAAGCAUGACAAAUUUCGGUGGUCCCUAAAUCCAGUUUGUCAUGCUGUUUAGGCAAAGAAGAGCGAUUUUCUCAUGCUACUUUAGCAGCUCACGCUGUAACCCCAAACAGGCUUACAAUCGGCCUCACUUGCCUGCUCUGCAACGCACGCACCUCGGGCCAUGCAUUUUAUGCAUUGCAAGUUAUUUCAACUUUGACGAUUUCAAACCUGACGCUUCCAUACGGUUGGACAUGAUGCGGGACAUCUACCACAACUGGAUGUCGGGGGUCAGCUUUUUUGUGGAUUUAAAGGAGGAUCCUUGGGUAUCAAAAGGAAAAAUCCCCCCUCCCCAUAUUGAAGAGGUAGGUUUUCGAAAAUUUGUGUUGCUGAUUUGAGGUCACAAAUCACGUUUGUGUUGCAAGAAGACAAGGGCAGCAGCUUCCGUCCCAUUAUGGAGGCGGUUUGUGAUGCUGUUGAGCCAACACCACGGACGCUUUUCAUGCUAUGCGCCUAAGUCAAAGCCUCUCUGCUCAGGCUUGAUAUGGGUCUGCAGUCCUCUCCAGCAAGACAGAUAUGAUUUGCGUACUCAAAUACAGCAACACACAUUCCGCUUUCGAUAUGGGGAGGGGGGAUUUUUCCUCACAAUACUGGGUGGAGGCAGGCCCGGUAGAGAUGGAAUUUUGGAUGCGGGAGAAGGAAGAAGAAAAAUUAAUGGAGAUUGAACAGCUAAAGAAGGAGAUUGGUACGUUUUUAUUUAUUAGUACAGCUGAUGCUGAGUCUUUCAUCUUGAUGACGAGUUUCGGUUUAUUCUUUCGCGAUUUUGCCACUCGCAUGCGCCUCGAUUUUUUUUUUCAGUGGUGCGCAUCGGUUUCAAGUUUAAGUACAGAAUUAUAUGCAUGAUUUUUUUCUACUGAUUAUUCCAAGAAUAGAACGCGGAGGAGGAGGAUUUGAUGAGACGACACGGCGGUCCUGGUCCAGUACUGUAUCAAGGUGAAUUCUGAUUCUGAUUCUAACUCCCAAACUUUUCAUUUUCCAAUAUAACAGUGGGCUACAAGGAGAAGGCGAAGCAAGCGAAGACCGACCGCGACGAGUCGGAGAAGAAGCGGGUGAAGCUGGAACGGGAGCUCGCUCUGAAGAAGCAGGAGGAGAUAGAGGAGAACAAAAUCUCCAACGCCGCGGGCCAGAUGUCCGAAAUGCAGUUGUUGAAGGAAAAUGCCAAAGUGAAGGCACAGGUGGCGACCCUGCAGGAGGAGCUGACCAAGCUGAAACUGGACCAGGCCACCAAGGAGAAGCAGAACGCGAGCAAUAGCAAGCAGUCGGCCGAACAGGAAAAAAAGUUGAAGCAGCAACAGCAGCAAUUCGUGGAGGAAAAACAGAAGAUGCUGGACCGGUUCAAAUCCGAAAAAGACAGCUUGAAGGAGGAACUAGAGAAAAGGUUGUCCGACCUGAAAAAGAAAGACGCCGUGGAGAAGGACGCGUUCAUGAAAAACGCCGAGAACGACAAGAUGGAGCUGCGCAAAGCGUUUGAGGAAGAGAAAAACAGCAUGCGGAGACAGUUUAAGGAGGACCUGGAGAACAUCCGGCAGAUGGAGCAACAAGAAAUGGAAUCAAAAUACCAGCAGCACGAACAGCAGAUUGCCACAUUGAACGAACUACUCGCAGAAGCGCUCGCGAAGUCGGGGAACGCAUAGCUUGUUGCAGAGGAAGCACUGAGAAAUAUCCCGCUGUGCUGUCGUUCUUGAUUCCGCAUGAGGAGCGACCCGUUGCUCCAGUAGCAAGUGCGCAAUACUAGCAAUUCUUUUUCAGCUACACAUACACCAUGUUGAACUUGAAAGCGUUUUUUUUCAUUUCAUUUUUCUGCUUAUGUGCUGCACCCCGUUCUUUUUUCAUGUUGUUUUUUCUUCAUGUAGGGUGUGGCAAUUGUGUCUACUUAUUUGGCGGAUGGCGCGCAUGGUGCUUCAUAAGAUUUCUCGAAGAGAUCGAUUUUUCAAGCCAUUCCCAUUUCUCUUACACGAUAAAGCUAC